UGGCGUGUUUGACGUUGUUGUUGUAGGUGCUGGAGAGUUAGUUUGUCGGCGGAGGCUUUGCUGGAUGUUCGCCUCGUUUCUCGGGACAUUAAAGUUGAUCUUUGUCUGUUUCGGGAGGAUGUCCUCUGGAGGCGGGGGCGCGCCGUGCCACACCUGAGGAGCAUGCAGAGCGCGCGGCCGCGGACGGUGUGGCUGUGCACGACCGUCUGAUGAUCACAUGACCUUCUGAUGAUCACAUGACCGUGGACAUGGACGCCGUUCUGUCCGACUUCGUCCGUUCCACCGGAGCUGAGCCGGGGCUGGCCCGAGACCUGCUCGAGGGGAAGAACUGGGACUUUACGGCGGCCCUCAGCGACUUCGAGCAGCUCCGGCAGGUCCACGCGGUGCACCUGUCGUACUCCCUGGGCGAGGACAGGGACAGGGACAGGGACCUGCCUCGGGUCGGCCGGCCGCUCCUGCAGCGCCAAGAGGAGGUCAUGCAAGCCACAGAGAAGCGUUUGUCUCGGGGCAUUUCUCACGCCAGCUCCACCAUCGUGUCGCUCGCUCGUUCUCACGUGUCCACAGGAGGCGCCAGCAGCGACAGCCUCCUGGACACGCCCCUCUGCACCUUCCAGCUGCCCAACCUCACCGUGUACCACGACGACUUCCGCAACUUCAUCGAGAGGGACCUGAUCGAGCAGUCCAUGAUGGUGGCACUGGAGCACGCGGGGCGACUCAACUGGUGGACCAAAGUCGUUCCAAACUGUCAGAAUCUGUUGCCGUUGGCGACAAGUGGAGACGGAAACUGCCUGUUACACGCCGCGUCUCUGGGGAUGUGGGGUUUCCACGAUCGUGACCUGAUGUUGCGUAAGUCUCUUUACGCUCUGAUGGAUCACGGCCUGGAGAGAGACGCUCUGAGGAGACGCUGGAGAUGGCAACAAACACAACAGAACAAAGAGUCAGGUCUGGUUUACACGGAGGACGAGUGGCAGAAGGAGUGGAACGAACUGUUGAAGCUGGCGUCAAGUGAACCAAGAAUACACUACAACAACACAACCGGUAGUGAGCCGUCGGAGGAGCCGGUGUACGAGAGCCUGGAGGAGUUCCACGUGUUCGUUCUGGCUCACGUGCUGAAACGUCCCAUCGUGGUCGUCGCCGACACGAUGCUGCGCGACUCUGGAGGAGAAGCCUUUGCCCCCAUCCCGUUCGGGGGCAUCUACCUGCCCCUGGAGGUGCCCGCCCCCAAGUGCCACCGCUCGCCCCUGGUGCUGGCGUACGACCAGGCCCACUUCUCCGCCCUCGUGUCCAUGGAGCAGAAAGAGGGCGCCAAAGAGCAGGUGGUCAUCCCUCUGACAGACUCUGAGCACAAACUGUUACCUCUGCACUUCGCCGUCGACCCCGGGAAAGACUGGGAGUGGGGCAAAGACGACACCGACAACGUCAUGCUGGCCAGUGUGACUUUGUCUCUGGAGGCGAAGUUGAAUCUGCUGCACAGUUACAUGACGGUCGCCUGGCUCCCCCUGCCCUGCGAGCAGGCUCCUCUGGCUCAGCCCGAGUCGCCCACGGCGUCGGCGGGAGACGACCCGCGCUCGCCCCCCGACUCCGAGUCUGACAAAGAGUCGGUCAGCAGCACGUCCAACGGCGCCACGUCCAACGGCGCCACGGACGCCAAGACGUCCACCGUCUCCAAAGACAAGAGCCGCAAGGACAAGGCCGACAAGGACAAGAAGAGGGCCGACUCCGUGGCCAACAAACUGGGCAGCUUCGGCAAGAGUCUGGGGAGCAAACUGAAGAAGAACGUGGGGGGUCUGAUGACCGGGAAGAACCCCGGAACCACGGGCCCCAAGGGCGACGCCGCCGCCGCCGAAAAGAAGAAGGGCUCCUUCAGAAGCAGGAAGGACAGUAAGGACAGUCAGUCGGCCCAAACCUCAGAGGAGUCGGGUGGCGAGCGGCAGCCCGGGCACAGCGGCGGCAGCAGCGGCGGCAGCAGCACCGAGACCGACCCGUACAAAUACAGCGCCGACGUCAAGACCAGCCUGGGCAUCCUGCGCGCCGCCAUGCAGGGCGAGCGCAAGUUCAUCCUGGCCAGUCUCCUCACCACCAGCAACCGCCAGCCCUUCCAAGAGGAGAUGAUCCAGCGCUACCUGCUGGACGCCGAGGAGCGCUUCAGGGCGGAGCAGGAGCAGCAGAAACGGGAGGCGGAGAGGAAGGCGGUCGCCAACGGUCCCAACAAGGACGUCCUGGGCGCCACCGACCUCAGCUACCAGCCCUACGAGCACAAAGAGGAACCCGAGAAGCCCUCGUUUAAGCCCACUCCCCUCGCCCCCUCCAUGUACUCUGCCGUGGUGCCCAUCCCCCGCCCCACCAUCAUCGACCCCCUCCCGGAGCCCCUGCCCCCGCACGCGCGCCUGGCCGUGGACGGCCGCCGUCAGCUGGCCGGGGGCUGUCCCGCCUCGUACUUGGGCGUGCCGUCUUACGCCACCUUACCUCGUCACUGCCCGUCGGCGCAGAUCCCCCCUCACCCGCCGUACGACCCUCCCGCCAGCCCCUCCCGCCUCGCCCCCCCCUACCCCCCCGAGUACGGCGCGCCGGACUAUCUCCGCUCGGAGCCGGCGCCGCCCUACGCCGACGGCUUCCGGGACGCGCGGCUCUCGGACCCGCGGCUCUCGGACCCGCGGCUCGGCGUCCCGCUCAGACACUACUCUGUGGGCAGCGCGGGGGGGCUGUCCACCCGCUGCAGGACACUGGACUGUCCCUACUACGGACACCCUGAAACCAGUAACUUCUGCUCCUACUGCUACGAGGAGCUGAAGAAAAGGGAGUCAGAACCUGUCGUGCACCGGUUCUGACCCGAGCCACCGUGGCCUUUAAGACACACACACUUUGUUUUGACUCAGUUUCCUGUCGACCCCGAGGCUCAAAGCGCCGCUUCACGUUCUGUUCACACUAAACACUACACCGGGUCCCACCGGGUCCCACCAGGUCCCACCGGGUCCCACCCGCCCGAGCCGGAGCCGCACCCGUAUGGUAUCGGAUCAGAUAUUGGCACUGAUAUCCAAAAUUUUGGUGGAUCAGGUAUCGGCUUCAAAGAUAAAUCAAUUUGGUCUGAGUGUAACACUAAGUAUAUCACACACAGAGUAACACCCAGUGUGUUACACACUAGUGUGUAACACACUGGGUGUUACACACUAGUGUUACACACUGGGUGUUACACACUAGUGUUACUCUGCGUGUGAUAAAAUUCUUCAUUGGCCCAAACGUCUCAUAUGAAACUUGUAUUUUUACAAAGUUCUUCUGUAGUUCCACAUUUGGAUCAUUUUUAUCUUCUGCUGUUUGUGUUUAAAGGAAAUAAAUUAUAUUUUCAGUCUC
Molecule: messenger RNA, 3348 nt
Organism: Boleophthalmus pectinirostris (great blue-spotted mudskipper)
Lineage: Eukaryota; Metazoa; Chordata; Actinopteri; Gobiiformes; Gobiidae
Gene: otud7b
Product: OTU deubiquitinase 7B
Biological process (GO): protein K63-linked deubiquitination; protein K48-linked deubiquitination; protein deubiquitination involved in ubiquitin-dependent protein catabolic process
Cellular component (GO): cytoplasm; nucleus
Molecular function (GO): K63-linked polyubiquitin modification-dependent protein binding; cysteine-type deubiquitinase activity; DNA binding
Source: RefSeq, a predicted model, not a curated record